ACUAAAAGCUUCAGCUGUCGCAGCAAAAUGAAGUCGCUUUUGUUUCCCAUGGUUUUUCUGUUGGCCGGACAUUAUGUAGCUGAAGUAUCUGCGCAAAUUAUCCUUGAAGUUCCUGGUUAUGGCGUUCUUAACGGUACCAACGAAACCUCGACUUACACUGAUCGCCCGUUCUACGCGUUUCGCGGUGUCUUCUACGCCGAAAAACCCACGCCUGAGAAUCGAUUUUUACCACCACUUCCGAGAAUCCCCUACCCCAUGGACGAAAUCCAGCAGGCUACCAAUAAUAACGCUGGUUGUCCUCAGCUUAAUACAACCAACGAGGAUUGUCUUUCUUUGAACAUCUUCACGCCACGAUUGCCAUCUGAAUCCGACAAGCUGCUUCCUGUCAUGGUCUGGGUCCAUGGAGGAGGUUUUUCUCUUGGCCAUGCCCUUGAAUAUCUACCAAACAGAUUCAUGGAACAUGACAUCCUUGUAGUGCCAAUUCAAUACCGCCUUGGCCCACUUGGUUUCCUCUCGUUCGACACGGAUGAUGUUCCUGGCAAUGCCGGUAUUUUUGAUCAAGUCGAAGCUUUACGUUGGGUCAACAAAUACAUCCAAUACUUCGGAGGAGAUCCUAACCAAAUCACCAUCGCAGGGGAAAGUGCUGGAAGCGCUAGUAUUACGCUCCUUCUCUUGGCACCACAAGCAAGAGGGCUCUACCAACGUGCCAUCGCCGAAAGCGGAUCUGUCCUGGCUGAAUGGGCCAUUGAUCGUGACGGAAGAGGCAAAGCAGCUUCUCUUCAAAUCGCCGAAAUGGCAGGAUGUCCAGUGGAACCUUAUCAAGAUUUACUCGAUUGUGUGCGCAAUAUCGAUCCCGCGGUACUGAACGAAGCAUACAGAGACUACGCAACGGCGGAUAUGUUGAAAGGUGGCCUGGGCUUUAGCGGUUCCAAUCCCGUCAUUCAAGUUGCCGGAGCUCAACGGAUUAUCGACUCCGACCCUUUUGAGUUAUUCAAUUCUGGCAAUUUCGCAACUGUUCCUACCAUGUUCGGUGCAAACAAACAAGAAGGCUCAGUGGUGGUAGGAUUAUUGUACUCUAGUUUCUUGGCUCCCAACAAUCUCACCGAAGACGAAGAAUAUCUGGCAAAUGAUCUGGUCCCGCAACUGCUGACUACAUUGCAUAUUGAUGAUCCUACUGGAGAAAUGGCCGUUCAGCUGACAGAAAAAUAUUUGAGUACGGCAGUGAUGGGCAACUUCACAUCAAUGACUCCCGGACUAACCGACAUGUGCGGCGUACUCUUUUUGAAAGAACCCUCGUACGAAACGACGCAACUUGUUUCCAAAUACAACGCCGAUGCGUUUUUCUAUUCCUUUGAAUACGAAGGAAGAAAUUCGAUUUACAAUUACGUUUUUGCUUCAAAUCCUCCGCCAAUUCCUUCCGGUGUGGCCCAUGCUGAUGAGCUGAUUUACUUGUAUGUUAUACCAUUCCCGUCCCUCCCACCGGGUCUCAAUAAUAGUGAGACCGAGCUUUCUAUGAAGAUGCUUCAAGUUUGGACAAAUUUUGUCACAUAUGGCAACCCGACUCCCGAUGGCGUCCCUCUUCUCGAUGGCAUUCCACAGUUUUUACGAUACAGUAGUGCCAAUGAAGCCUACACCGCCAUUGACGACGUAUGGCGAUCGGAAAUGGAUUACACACUAACUUACACCGUAACGGUUGAUGAAUUGAGCCCGCCCGUCAACAAGCGCAGAGCUUCCAGCCGACAAUCUGAACGGUCCGAAUAUGUAUUACCCAGCAAAACCAAUUAUCUUGUGUACUGAAAAUAAUUGUGUUGUCGCUUCAAAGUGGUUCACUGUGAAAUUGCAAGCGCAUACCUUUAAGCAUUUGCAAAGCAAACAAGAACAAUAAUUAAUAUAGGUUAAAUUACAAUUGG
Messenger RNA from Daphnia carinata, 1910 nucleotides. Its product is annotated as acetylcholinesterase-like. NCBI's taxonomy places the organism in Eukaryota, Metazoa, Arthropoda, Branchiopoda, Diplostraca, Daphniidae. The transcript is spliced from 12 exons. The record is from RefSeq and is a predicted model, not a curated record. The coding region runs from base 28 to 1797 and encodes 589 amino acids.